AUUAGUUUGGGAAGUAGCGCCCGGCGCUCAUCCGAUCCGCGCGGCCAAGCCGGCUGUGUCAAGUUACAGAGGCGCCGGAAUCGGCCCCAGCGCGGCUCACUGCAGCCACGACCCACCUCUGCCCAUGGGGCCCUGCAUGCGCGCCCCUUCGCCCGGGGACUGACACCCAUUCUCCCUGGAGACACAAUACACCCAGAAGGACCCCGAGCGUCACACCAGCCCGAGGACUCUGCAGAAGCGAGAAGGGAAAAGAGCGGGGAACGUGGCCAGAUCCCCGGACUUGGAACAUUCUUCGAAAUAACUUUUUUUCUUACCUUGGCGUACCCCGAUCACGCCUGCUGGUGGCUCUUGGCUGCCCCCCCCCCCACUCCGACUGCACAUUUUCGGUGCUCUUUGGCGAGCAAAGGAAAGGGGCGUCCUCUAGCCACGCUAACCCCAUUUCCCCUGCCUCUCAGUUUGGAUCGCACCUCCGGAAUCUCGUCUUUAUUUAUUCUAUUUAUUUAUUUAUUGGCUCUCAAGACCCGAGGGGAUGGUGGCGGAGCGUUCCCGCAAAGCGGCAGCCUCCGGCAACCGCGGCCCUGGGGAGCUGGGCUCGUCGGGGCCCGGGACGGUGGCGCUGGCUGAGCAGUGCGCUAGGCUGCCGAGCCCCGGGUGCUGCGGACUCCUGGCUCUGGCGCUGUGCUCGCUGGCGCUCAGCCUGCUCGCCCACUUUCGGACCGCCGAGCUGCAGGCCCGGGUGCUGCGCUUGGAAGCGGAGCGCGGGGAACAGCAGAUGGAGAAAGCUAUUUUGGGACGAGUCAACCAACUGCUGGACGAGAGAUGGAAGUUCUACUCACGAAGGCGCCGGGAGGCCCCGAAGAUGUCUCCAGGAUGUAACUGCCCACCAGAAAGGAAAGUGAGCGUGGGAGAGCCCCAGCGGCCCACAGCCGUCGAGUGGCUGGGGCCCCUGAGGGAAUCCUCUGAGGCUCAUUUCUUCACCAUUUCCUCCUGA
Apodemus sylvaticus (European woodmouse) is the source of this 991-nucleotide messenger RNA. RefSeq names its product collagen alpha-1(XIII) chain-like. Lineage: Eukaryota; Metazoa; Chordata; Mammalia; Rodentia; Muridae. The record is from RefSeq and is a predicted model, not a curated record. The transcript has 4 exons. Bases 530 to 991 code for a protein of 153 amino acids.